CUGCUAGCGACCGGCGACCUCUACCACGGAACGUUACAGUGGCGGCUGCUAGCGACCGGCGACCUCUACCACGGAACGUUACAGUGGCGGCUGCUAGCGACCGGCGACCUCUACCACGGAACGUUACAGUGGCGGCUGCUAGCGACCGGCGACCUCUACCACGGAACGUUAAUAGAGGUUGCUAGCUGCGGGCCCGUGUGUGACCCUCCACCGACGGGAUCAGUGCGACUCUCGACCUUAUAUCGUGCGCUGGAGUGCUAUUAUCCCUCGCGCGACCUCCGCGACUGUGAACUCACCCGUUCCUCUGAGAGAUUUUGA
Messenger RNA from Danaus chrysippus (African queen), 318 nucleotides. Lineage: Eukaryota; Metazoa; Arthropoda; Insecta; Lepidoptera; Nymphalidae. The record is from the annotation of a GenBank genome assembly.